UUUUUGAAAUAAACCUCCAGCAUCAGCAGGACUCCGAAGUCCGUAGGCAACAAAGAGAAAAUGCCUAAGCUCUCCGUACGAAAUUGAUAAUGAUUUUCCAUAACUCCAUAGCAAUCUCCGUUUCAGUUUCCGGCUAAAUCGACAGCACUAACUUGUUCUCAGUUGUAAAUCUCCGCCGUCAGAUUACAGCCUGGCCGGUUUUUUUUUUUUUUUUCGGUGUGGAGCUUCCGGUGACAAGCUCAGAACCGGCGUCGUUUCUUCUUAAUUAGCAGUGCAUGUUGUUUAAUUAUGUACCAAAUGCUCGAGCAUUUGAUCCGGAGCUUUAAUGCGAAAACUAAAUUUUGAGCUUCUUUGUGUAUACGAAUACUUGAAUUUUCCAUCAGUUUUUAUUUUUUUAUUUUUUUAUUUUUUUUUGGGAUUAGUCCGUUUUUAAGGAUUAGGAAAUUCAUGGAGCAGAGCGAAACGGCUUCGGAUUUCGCACCGAAAAAGUUGGCGAGGCAAUUGGAUUUCACGACCGCGUGCCGAGCGUCGUCCGCGAAUGUCGUGUUGCCGGAGCAGUCGGAGACUCGGCCACAACAAUCACAGUCCCUUCCAAGGCCACCACAGCCCAACAACCAAGCACAGUCGUCGCCAGGUCAAUUGCAAUCGCGUUCACAGUCACAGUCGCAGAAGGCGCAGUAUCAGAAACAAUCGCAGCCAGUGUUGCAAACUCGCCCAAAUCCCUUGCCGACGGCGCAUCAACAUCGAAUUCCUCACCCGGUGCACAAACUUCCGGUAGAGACGGUGCAAGCUGUCAAGCAAGAGUUUCCUAGGUCACACCCCUCCAUUGAAGUAAAAGAAUGCACCCCAAAGAAACAAAAGCAAUGUAAAUGUAGAAAUUCUCGAUGCCUGAAGCUGUAUUGUGAGUGCUUUACAGCUGGAAUUUACUGUGAUGGCUGCAACUGCAUAAAUUGCCAAAAUAAUGUGGAAAAUGAGAAUGUUAGGAAUGAGGCAAUCGGAGCAGUCUUAGAGCGUAAUCCAAAUGCAUUCAAACCAAAGAUUGCCAGCAGUCCACAAGAAUCUCGAGAUGGUAGGGAAGAUGCAGGUGAACUUCAAUCUGCAGGAAAGCACAACAAAGGAUGUCAGUGUAAGAAAUCAGGGUGUCUCAAGAAAUAUUGUGAAUGCUUUCAAGCAAAUAUUCUUUGCUCUGAAAACUGUAAAUGUGAGAACUGCAAGAACUUUGAAGGAAGUGAAGAAAGAAGAUCUCUAUUUCAUGAUGACCAUAAUGCCAUGGCCAACAUUCAACAUGCAGCUAAUGCAGCCAUUAAUGGGGCCAUUGGAUCCUCAGGUUAUGGGAACCUUACAGUAUCCAGAAAGAGAAAAACCCACAGACUCUCUUCAAGCAUAGGAACUAAAGAUCAGUCCAUUCACAUGAAUGCACAAGGUCAAGAGGAAAGUCAUUUAAGUGCUUUCAUGCCCCCUUCUCAGAUAUCUCUUCCUGUUUGUCACCCUGCUAAUACAGAAGCAUUGCGAUCUUCAAGGCUCACAUACAGAUCUUCAUUGGCGGAUGUCCUCCAACCACAGAACGUGAAGGAUUUCUGCUCCGUUUUGGUUGUGGUUUCAGAAAGAGCUGCAAAGAGAUGUUCAGAAAGAAGGCGAAAUGAGAGAAGCAAUAAAACUUCUUCAUUCACUCAAGAGCCAGAACACGGUCAAAAAGAGCUCGAUGUUCAUAAUUCUGUCCAAGAUGGCUAUUUGGAAGGGAAGCAAGCAGAUACAGACGGAAGUAGUGAUUCCAGAUCAGAUGGAGAUGAUGUACAAAAUAAUCGACCGAUUUCCCCAGGAACACUAGCAUUGAUGUGUGAUGAAAAAGACAUGAUGUUUGGGGAAGCUGUUUCUCCCAAUGGAGUGAUACCGUCGGGUCAAAACACAUUGAAGUCAUCAAACGGGCUUGGUUGGACAGAUGUAUAUGCAGAGCAGGAAAAAUGUAUCCUGACAGAGUUCCGUGAUUUACUUCGCGGUCUGAUCAUAUGUGGGAGCACAAAAGUAGAAGAAACUGCGUAUCCACCGGCCAAAAGUGAAACAGGAAGCAAAGAACCACUUUAGCUGGCGCCGCAAGGGUAUAUAACAAGGAGGCUUAUGGCAAUGGCAUUUUGACAUCUCUUCUUUCAUCCACUGCUGAAAGUUUUAACUCAGCCCUAGCAGUCCCUUCGCCCAGUGAAAAUGGGACUCCAGGUGAUAAAAGCCAAGAACUGAGAGUUGGAACACGGGAUAAAACAUAAACGUUUUUCAGUUGCUCUCGGCAAGCCAAAAGAUGUAGGUAUAAUUUCAUACUCUUCUUGUUCCAUUUAGAUGUUGACCUUAGGCCUUUAGAUCUUAGACAUGUGGUUGAUGGAAUAACUAAUUGUAGCUCGAUUCUUUUUCUUAUCUUAUCAGAAAAUAAUUAUGCAUAUUUGCUUUUUGAGCUGGUGCAUAAAAUUUUCAAAUAAUUUAAAGUUUGCUCUCUAGUGGUGGUUGUUAUUUUGUAAUUAUGCGCUCAAAAUGACCAUCAGCUCGAUUAUUUUAAUAAGAUGCAUUGGUUCCCAACUUUAUGUUGGGCUUUUCAGCUUUCUGCUUUUCA
This is a messenger RNA of Ziziphus jujuba (common jujube), 2596 nucleotides long. RefSeq names its product protein tesmin/TSO1-like CXC 5. The transcript is spliced from 8 exons. Gene Ontology annotation, cellular component: nucleus. Bases 448 to 2082 code for a protein of 544 amino acids. Lineage: Eukaryota; Viridiplantae; Streptophyta; Magnoliopsida; Rosales; Rhamnaceae. Gene Ontology annotation, biological process: regulation of DNA-templated transcription. The record is from RefSeq and is a predicted model, not a curated record.